Molecule: messenger RNA, 3593 nt
Organism: Aedes albopictus (Asian tiger mosquito)
Lineage: Eukaryota; Metazoa; Arthropoda; Insecta; Diptera; Culicidae
Product: angiopoietin-related protein 1-like
Exons: 2
Coding region: 1734-2663 (309 amino acids)
Source: RefSeq, a predicted model, not a curated record
AAGUGAUAAUACCAGUCCCACAUGUAUUGCGUCACGGUAUCCAUAACCUAAUUUUAUUUAAUCGUUUGAUUUGGGGAUGGGGAUGCCGUAUAACUAUUAUUUAACAACUGCGAAAAGGCUGAAAAUGCGCCUUCUCAAGAUGUUAUUCAAUUAGUAGUUACAUAGGAGCCGAGAAAAGAGCUAUGACUUCGUGGCAUAGAAGCUGUUCGCACAGCAUAUACAUGUGGAUUAAGUUCGCCAGAUUCAUUGGUAUAGGGCAUGCAUAGAAGCUUCCGUCCAUAUGUACAACACAGUAACUCAGCAUCAAGCCGUAUUGAGGAUGCUUUGUUGACGUUUACAUUCACAAUAAAUGUUAGUUGGGAGUGCAACGUACAUCAAACAGAAACAAAAUCGAUGCAAGCGCCGUGAGCGAGCGAUUCACAAACUACAGAGCACACAGUAAAACCUUUUAAACAUUUAAGUCAUGGGUAUUAGUUAUGAAAUCGCAAACAAAUGUAUCUCUGUAUACAUACUGUACAUAAAAAUGCCUAGGUCUAGUUAGGUGCGGUUAACUUUAAAUUUAGAAAUUCUGACUCCACACCUUUUUCCUUUAAACACGUCACGAACAUAGCAGUAUGUGAAAUAUAAGAUUUUUUAAAAAGGUCUCGAGUCGAGUCAAGUACGAGACACUGAAGACGGCCUUACAGUAGAGGUCGAAAUACGUAUCUGCCAAAGGAUGCAAAUUCUUAGUGGAAUUUAUAGGGACAGUACUUAACCCGACUUUCUUUUCUUACUUAAAUUGGAAGAAAUUUUAUCGUUGUUGCUCUUCUCGUACAGGUCAUGAACUUUGACCUCAAUAUAUCUGUCGUCUAAUGCCAGACGCGCUUUUUAUUUGACACCAUCCAUCAACUUCAAUGUGAUGCUGCUCGUUACGAUGUUAGGCGUCAUCUUCGGCGAUUUACUGGUUAGAGCACUGGAUAUCGGCGCAGUUCUCUGAAUGGUUUACCUGGCAAUCUUUUGAUUUGUUUACGUUCUAAUCCGGUCACCACAUGAAGAAAAUGAUGAAUCUUCUCAAACGGCAAAACUUUGAAGUCGAUAGCGGAGCGAAAUGAGAAACGUCCGAUUCUCUCAGAUACUAGGUAAUAACUGACUAUAAGAGUCUUUCGUUAACCAUUUGUAUCACUGUAUAUUUGAAAACAUCUUAACCCUAGCAGGAUGUUGGGGUCAAUAUGACCCAGACAGGCUCGCUUAACGUUCAUCACACCAUCGUGGUGCGCCUCGCUUAGCAUCUUAGGAGGGUUAAAUAAGCCUCUGUGUAGUCUACUUUAAUCCGUAUGCCUUUCCCAAUCUCUCUUGUUUAAAAGACGAUGUUUUUCUGUUCCGACAAUCAUGUAAGUCAAAACUACAGAAUAUCCAGUAAAGAGAAGUAUUUCCAUUAUGUCAUUUUUAUUUGUAUUUAUUUUUACUUGAAAACAUCUUUUCAUCAAUGCAAGUUUAACUGCUUCGUAGGGUUUUCCUAAACGCUUUUUUUUUGUUAUUGUUUACAAAGCUCUCGAUGAUCAAGUUAAAUUGAUAUGCAACAAAUCAAUGUUUACCACAUCCUGUGAUUACAAGUUGCAAAUACACAACGUUGUGCGAAACCUUGCAGGUAUAAAUAAUACAGCGUCUAGCAGUUUAACGCUGCAGUUUGUUCGAAACAUUCGACAAGACGAUCUCGUCGCACUUGUGGCGUUGUUACUCGCUAGAAAAAAAAAAUGGCUACCAGCUUCUUCAUUGUGGCUUUUGUGUUAGCUUUCUGUAGUGCGACUAAUCCGGUAAGGAACGACAAAGUUCCCAUCACAAAAGAGACACCUGGUGAAUGCUGGUUUGGUUUCGAACUGCUGAUAACCAAACUAGAAAUGCUUGAACAGAAGUUAAUGAAACUAGACAUUCUUGAACAGAAGGUUUCCAAGUUAACAAAAUUAGAUAUUAUUGAAAAGAAGUUGUCGAAGAUAACACAAUUAGAUAUUGUUGAACAGAAGCUGUCCAAGAUGGAACAGACCAUGGAGAAACAAGCAAAAAAUGUAUUCCGGUCAUGUUCAGAAGAACCAUCUAAAAUGUCGGGAAAAUACCGACUACAGCCCGAUGACAAAGAACCCCCGUUUGUCGGUUUUUGUGAACACGAAACAUUUGGUGGAGGAUGGCUCGUUAUUCAACAUCGUUUCGAUGGUUCGGUUAAUUUCUACCGCAACUGGACGGAGUACAGGAAUGGCUUCGGAAAAAUUGAUGGCGAAUACUGGAUCGGACUCGAAAGGUUACACAAGUUGACAAAGAAUAAAAAUAUUACUUUGCUGGUGGAAAUCGAAGACUACGAUGGCAAUUAUGGCUUUAGUAGUUAUAACAGAUUUCAAAUAGGUAACGAGACUGAGAAAUAUGUGCUGAAACCACUUGGGGAUUAUUAUGGAUCUAUAGACGGUUCUAUGAGAACUCACGAGGGACAAAUGUUUACAACGCGAGACAGUGAUAAUGACAAGUUCAACGGCAAUUGUGCACAAGAAGAAGGCGGAGCUUGGUGGUAUGCAGCUUGCGGCACUACUAACCCAAAUGGGCCAUUCCACAAGCAAGAAGGACAAUGGAAGAAGAUUUACUGGUACGCGCAUAAAAAGGGUGUUGAGUUAAAGUUUUUCAAAAUGAUGAUCAGAUAAAUAAAAGUUAUCAUAUGGCAGAAUAAAGUAAAAAAAUAACACUUUGUGCUUUUCACUUUAGAAAGAUAAAACCUCUGUCUCAUCCAUGAACAGUUCUAUAGUAGCCAAUUUUUUUUUUAAAUUCCUAACUACCGUGACCGGCCCUAAUUCGGCGCACUUUCGCGAAUAUACCACAAAAUCACGGACGCUAGUUCAAUAUUAGCUUCAAAUAUAUUUUUUGAAUAUUGUUUCAAUAGUAAUGAAAAGUUUGUGAAGAAAAAUUUUUGAAAUCAACGACCAUUAUUUUGUAAAAAAAUAAAAUGAUGUUGCAAGUACUGGAAAUUGCCUGAAAUCUGUGUCCGUUAGCAAAGCUGCUAAAAAGUUGCCUCAUAAGCUGAAGCAUUUUGCGACAUAAAUAAUGAAGAGAAUGUCUGCUUUUGCAUGCGCAUCCUGUACUGCUGUCUUCGAGGAAUCAGAAUCGGCAAAAAACAAUUGAGUUUUCUUCAUCUUUUCUUAAUCUUCUUGUUCUUCUUAGGUGCGCAGAAUUGGGAACCGGUAUUAAAUAGUGGUCCUAAUUCUGCACAGACAUUUCAACACUAAGUUUUGAACAUAUAAUUAAUAAACAAACAUCAUAUAAAUGCCAACAUAGUUAUAACUAGGAUGUUCUAUAGUUCUAGCAAUCCGGUGAAUGUAAUUACGUCUCAACAAGUUAGUUUAUAAACUUUGAAGGUUAAUUUAUGAUUCUUGCAUUUUUGAUCUGAUAGUUUGUGACCGGACUAACCACUUGUUUUAAACAUUUGCUAUCAACCUCUGGGGAAAUUGUAUGUGUUAAUGCAAGCAUUCGUCAAAUGCGAUAUAUGAUGUAAGUUUACAUGGAAUUUUCUUAAACAAUGGAAACCCUGGAGUUAGACAAGAAAGAAGUCUCAGUUUGCAAACAAAAAUUGUGCCACC